GCUCUGUCGCCUGCUCUAUCGACGACAAAUAUCGUAGUAUCCUAAACCCGCGUGUGUCUCAAUCACCAGAUUUCCUCUACCCACACGCAAACAGCGUUCGAGAACCCAACAAAAAACACGCAUCACGUGGUGCACUAGACACGUUCAAUUGUCCGAAAGCGAACGGGCUAAUAAAGAACAGUAAUAAAGGUAGACGCCGAUCAAGUCGUACCAUCAGUACCGCUCCUGUGUGUCCCCCCUUAGGCGGUCGACAGGUACGUUUAUUUUUCAUUUCGCGUGGUACCUGGGCUGCUGCGAUAGGGGUUGUUGAAGCUGUGCGGGGGAUGUAAAAAUUGUAGAGCAGGCUGUGUUAUUGCGGAUGUUCGUUGUUAUUGUUCAGUCUAGAUAGCCAUGGAUAGGACUGGUAGUGAAAUUAGUUGGAACCACGAUGAUGAUGCUGGGGGUACCACCAGAUCGCCGGAUGUUAUUGGAGAAGGGGGCCAAUUUACCGUGGCAGUAUUUCUUGUGGUCGCUGUGGUCGCCAUCACCCUUCUGUUUGCCCUAGGGAUCUUCAUCGAUUGUCGACAUCAGAAAAUCGACGAUGAAGAGCAACAACGCAAGCAAAACCAAAGGAGGUUAAGAUUGAAGUUGCCAAAGCUGAAUAAAAAAGUACCCAAGAGAGAUGACAAAGACUGCAUUGUAGAAAAUAUGGAAGAGAAUGAAGCAUCUACCUCAAACGCUAUAGUCUAAUUACUUAUAUGGAUUUUAUUGAUAUAUGAAAGCCACUGAUAUAUUAUUUUAUCAUUUAAUUUCUAUAAGUUGCAAAAUGUUUAUGUAAAUACUAGUAGUUGUAUAUAAACUAGAAUAAAAGAUGGAUAUAUUGAGUGUUAA
This is a messenger RNA of Harmonia axyridis, 870 nucleotides long. RefSeq lists its product as uncharacterized. The transcript is spliced from 3 exons. The coding region runs from base 391 to 729 and encodes 112 amino acids. Lineage: Eukaryota; Metazoa; Arthropoda; Insecta; Coleoptera; Coccinellidae. The record is from RefSeq and is a predicted model, not a curated record.